ACCAGUAUGUGCCCCUCCCCAAAUCAAGAAAGUACUUAUAUAAUGGGCUUGUUGAAAGCGAGUAGAAGGACUCCAAGGAAGACUUCCAACUUGAUCUCUUUUUUCAACACCAGGUUUCAACCAGUAAAGGUGCCUUUUUGGCCUGGCAGAUCUGACCAUGAAUUUCAAGGGAUCUGGCCCCGUUCUCUUUGUGCUCCUGGCCGUGGUGUUCAUCGUUGGGACCUAUGCCGCCGACUACCAGACCUUCCUAAGACAGCACUACGACAAUCCCAGAAGCAACGUGGGAAACCGCUACUGCAAUGCCAUGAUGCAAAGACGUGGCAUGACCAGACCCCAAUGCAAGUCGGUCAACUCUUUUGUCCAUGGCUCCAAGAGACAAAUCACAGAUGUGUGUGGCAGAGCGGGGAAACCAUUUGGGAACAACUUACGCCGUAGCAAUAGGCAAUUCUCUGUUACCACCUGCAGGCAUAUCGGGGGAUCCACCCGUCCGCCCUGUAACUACAGAGAGAACAGGUCAAAUAGAUAUAUUGUCAUUGCUUGCAGAGAUAGAAGGCCUAUACACUUUGAUGAAGGCCAAAUCUAAGAUGACAGCUGUGCUGUAUAUUUCCAGAAAUUCUCCUGCAUUGCAAAAUUACUAUUCCCCAUCCUGCUCUAAAAUUAUGCUAUCCUCCUUCCCUACAUCUAUUGUGAGGAAUGUACUUAUGGAAUGUUCAGCUCACUGCUAAGCUAAAAGCAAAGCAAAUAGUUGUUCUUUUGGCCAUUGUUAUGUGGAAAUAAAAAAAAAUCUGUUAAUAAAA
Molecule: messenger RNA, 797 nt
Organism: Anolis sagrei ordinatus
Lineage: Eukaryota; Metazoa; Chordata; Lepidosauria; Squamata; Anolidae
Source: RefSeq, a predicted model, not a curated record